Molecule: messenger RNA, 1273 nt
Organism: Sclerotinia trifoliorum
Lineage: Eukaryota; Fungi; Ascomycota; Leotiomycetes; Helotiales; Sclerotiniaceae
Source: the annotation of a GenBank genome assembly
CUCCGUAAUGUAGGUACGGGGAGUAAGUAACCUCACAAACCCCCACUUCAUCUCAUUGCUCGGAACAUACAAUUCCAACUGCACAAAAUCAUAACAGCAUAUCACAAAGACGACUUCACAGUUCAAACACAUAAAAAGAAGUCUAUCAAAACAAUGCCGUCACUCACAUUUCUUGAUCUCCCGGGAGAGAUUCGUAAUCAAAUCUACCACAUCCUCCUCGUCAUCCGACCCAUCUCAAUUCCCCGUCCUCUCUUCACUGACCCACCAAUAUGUCCACAAAUAUUAUCCGUAUGCCGAAAAGUCCACGAUGAAGCCGAACAAAUCCUUUACGGCUGCAAUGUUUUUAUAGCCCAUGCCAAUCUCCUAACAGGCCUGCCGCGUCUGCGUUGGCACUAUGAUCCGAUCAGCUCGCCUAGAGUGAUCUCGAUUAUCAAAAAAUACUAUAUCGUUGUGCGACUGGAGUGCGAUCCGAAUUUCUCUGCGAGAAAAGCAAUGGAUGCCUUUAGUGGAAUGGAAGAAUUGACAAUCAGGGUGGAGCAAUCUGCAUACAGGGGCUCGGGCUCGGAUUACAGGGCGUUGAGGCUCUUUGAGAAUGUCAGAGGAGUGAAGGAAACAAAUGUUUCUGGAAGUGUGACUGGCUUCCCUGUGUAUGCUGAGUGGUUGAAGGAUGUGAUGAAGAUGCCAGAGGAUGCUCAUAUUCUUCCGUUUGAGGGUAGAAAGAUGGAAUCAUUGAAUUUCUCUGGGCUGGAAAUUUAAGAAUUUGUGUCCAGUUUGCAUGCACUAGAGGUGGAUAUGCAAAGGACUUGGUCUGAUGGUAGGCUGCAAAUGAUCAAACACACAAUAUGGUACCUUCAUCAAGUAUCUGAGCUAGUAGUGCUUCGUUGGGUAGUUUUUGCUCAUUUCUACGGAAACUUGUGUACAGAAACUUGCUUGUGGGAACUUGGCUAUCAACAUGUCAAACAGCAAACAGUCAUCGAGACCCAGUCAAACCAUGAAUCUGAGUGGGUUGCAUCUUCUUCAAUCGAGUACCUCAUAUUCAGGAUGUAGUGGAUGAAAUGUUUAUGUUUCUGAGAUCGUGCCAACUUCAUGCGAUAAAGGGGUCAUAUUGAUAUCAGUUAAUUAAAUCUAUGGCGUCUAGUAUUGGAUUUUGAAUGGAUUCUUAAGGACCCAGGGUUUCAUGCUUAGAGACUAGUGAACCUUUCCAAUACAUUGGAACUUUCAAAUAUUCAUUGUUGGAAGCAGAACACCAGUGAGGUAUGCCAGCAGGUUUAAU